Hypoxylon trugodes is the source of this 1399-nucleotide messenger RNA. Its product is annotated as Las1-domain-containing protein. The transcript has 2 exons. Gene Ontology annotation, biological process: maturation of 5.8S rRNA; maturation of LSU-rRNA. The record is from RefSeq and is a predicted model, not a curated record. Bases 205 to 1215 code for a protein of 336 amino acids. Lineage: Eukaryota; Fungi; Ascomycota; Sordariomycetes; Xylariales; Hypoxylaceae. Gene Ontology annotation, cellular component: Las1 complex; preribosome, large subunit precursor. Gene Ontology annotation, molecular function: endonuclease activity.
GUGGGGCAUUUACAUAACGAAGCCUUGCACUUUUCAUUCUUCAUACACGACUCAGAGCAUCAGACGAUCCAUCGCUAUUAAUUACAUUACAUUACCUAACCUAUUCCAUGUUAAAUUAUAACUGGAUUGCCCUACCACCUCGCCGCAGGUCCCCUGAACAUUUACUCUGGUCUUACCAAACCAAUACUUCUCAAAUCGUUAGUCAUGGUUCAGUACCUGCAUACCCCCUGGCGGGACCGCACAGAGCUACUGAAAGUCCGGCAGCAGUUUUAUCCUUCACCAUCUUCAGACAACGGCGUAGCUGAUGAUGACGGAUUGACCAACUACGACGAAAAUGAAGCAAGGGAUAAAGAAGAGGCAGAGAAACAACAUGCCGUGGCGCGCGUCUCCAUGUGGAUGCAGCGCGGCGGCUGUCCCCACUUGGUCGAGUCGACGGCCCUUCUUAUGGCCGCUAUAUUGAGCGAUGUCCGCGAGACUAGGGAUCGGUCGGUUAAGUCGUCGUACGCCAUACGAGCCGCUUAUUCGGCUGCUUUUAGUCGGUUCGUAACGGGUCUCCUAGAUAGUCAGCAGGACAAACAGCGCAAGAUGAGUAUGUACUCGAUCGCUAAGACUAUCGGGUUACCGGCGACUUUUGUCGAGCUCCGCCAUCAAUCGACGCAUGAGCAGUUGCCGUCUUUAUCUAAGCUCCGCACUGCGGCACGGAAGGCGUUGGAUUGGAUUUGGGAGUUUUAUUGGAAAGGUCUGGCGCCUGAUGGUGAAGGUGAGGGGGAUGAGAAGGAAGGCGCUUGUCGCAAUGCGUUGUUGCGAUGCUUGAAGGAAGAAGAGAAGGCGCAGGGAAAGACACUACGGAAGCUGCUGAAACAGUGGGACGAGGUGACUUUAUUAAGGACAUUGGCGGAGAUCGUGGAUGAGGCUGGUGAUCCUACAGUUAUUGCUCGGUCGGCUAAGUUGUCGCAGGUGAUACUCGAUGGGGAGGUAUCGGCUUCGUUGGUACCUACGAAGAGGAAUGCAGACGGUGAGUCUGUGUCUAAGAGAUUGGAUGCUAUUAGAGGUGAGGUAAGAACGUCAACGGACGAGCUUGAGGCGAUAGAAAUCGUCGUUCCCAAGCGGGAAGCUGUUGUCGAGUCGGCUUGGAUAUCGUUGAGUCAUGGUCAGGUGAAAGGUUGGGCGAGGUAUGAAGGACCUUGGAAACCAAAGCCCAUUGGUGUCGUAUAGACCAUUCAAUCAAACCUAAUGAAUCUGGCUCUUUGCAUCUUCCGUUGUAAUUCAUGCUAUCAUGACAAAUUCGAGCAAUGUGAUAGGCUGCGUCGUGAGAGCUUGACGAUGCUUGCCAGCUGUACAUGAGUUUGUCGGGCCGCAUGCGAAAAUAACGUCAUAGAAACUCCGACCGAAUUGGAGA